Molecule: messenger RNA, 3468 nt
Organism: Octodon degus (degu)
Lineage: Eukaryota; Metazoa; Chordata; Mammalia; Rodentia; Octodontidae
Gene: Sec23b
Product: Sec23 homolog B, coat complex II component
Exons: 20
Coding region: 916-3222 (768 amino acids)
Biological process (GO): COPII-coated vesicle budding; intracellular protein transport; COPII-coated vesicle cargo loading
Cellular component (GO): endoplasmic reticulum exit site; COPII vesicle coat
Molecular function (GO): GTPase activator activity; zinc ion binding
Source: RefSeq, a predicted model, not a curated record
UGGUUUAUGUGGUCCAGAAGGUCUCCCUGUCUGAGUAGGCUUAACGGGCUCGUUUCCUUUAGUUUUAUUUUUGUUCGUACAGAUGGUUACAUUCUUCGCAGUGAACUACUGUUGUCUGCCUCUUUCAACGUGUGGAAAGUUGUACAAAUACGACCGUUCAGUUACUCAGAUCUCCUUGUUUAAGGAUGACAGGGAGUCACGUAGACACCGUCCUAGUGCUGGUUUCCCUAGAAAGCCGCUACAGCAAAUGAGAGGAAAUCUGGUCGCGUGAAGUUGAACUAGAUUUGUGGUAUUGUAAUGUCUAUAGACAGGGAUACAGCACCCAUAGCCAGUACGCAUGCGCAGCGGGACACGCCCUCCCUUCGCCCCGACGCGCUCUUCCCGGCAGCCUCCGGUUCCUCCCGCGGCGGCACCGCUCCCACGUCCGGAGUUACACGUCAUCGUCCUUGCUUGCCGGUAUCUAAGGCGCCGAGAGGGGCGGGAAGCCCCUGAUGCACACUGACGUCAUAAUGUAAAAGGGCGACCCCGUCAGGAGUGCUGACUAUAUCUAGAGAGCGGCCCGGAGGCACUGAGGUUUUCCGAAACUGAAACCUUCCGAGGUACAUUUAAGGAAGCGUGCGUUCUGGGAAAAUGUGGUUUUGAAGUGCUGGACGGUACUGUCUUGCCCUCCUCCAACAUGGCGGCGUGGCUUCUUUGAAUGUGUCACUUCCGCGCUCCUGCCCGGAUGCGCUCUUUGAUUGGCUAAUGUACUUCUCCGUAGAGUGACAUCAUGGGCGUUGACCAAUUGGCUGAGAGCUGAGCUGGACUUGGAGGGACCCGGAGCCGGAGCUGGACUUUUGCCGCUGUGGGCAAGUACGCCUCGGGGCAGGUGAGCGGCGCUGACCAGGUGAGCGGCGGGCACUAGUUCCUUCUUAGAUGAUGACGACAUAUCUGGAGUUCAUUCAGCAGAAUGAAGAACGCGAUGGCGUGCGCUUCAGUUGGAAUUUGUGGCCAUCCAGCCGUCUGGAGGCCACGCGAAUGGUGGUCCCACUGGCCUGUCUCCUCACUCCUUUGAAAGAACGACUGGAUCUGCCUCCUGUACAGUAUGAACCUGUGUUUUGCAGCAGGCCCACCUGCAAAGCUGCCCUCAAUCCGCUUUGUCAGGUUGAUUAUCAAGCAAAACUUUGGGCUUGUAAUUUCUGUUUCCAAAGAAACCAGUUUCCUCCUGCGUACGCGGGCAUAUCCGAGGUGAACCAGCCCGCCGAGCUCAUGCCCCAGUUCUCUACAAUUGAGUACGUGGUACAGCGAGGUCCUCAAGCCCCGCUGAUCUUCCUCUAUGUGGUGGACACAUGCCUGGAGGAAGAUGACCUCCAGGCCCUCAAAGAGUCCCUGCAGAUGUCCCUGAGCCUCCUGCCUCCCGAGGCCCUAGUGGGCCUCAUCACUUUUGGCAGGAUGGUGCAGGUUCACGAGCUGAGCUGUGAAGGAAUCUCCAAAAGUUACGUCUUCCGCGGGACCAAGGAUUUAACUGCCAAGCAAAUACAGGACAUGCUGGGCCUGUCCAAGCCAGCAAUGCCCAUGCAGCAAGCAAGACCUGCACAGCCUCAGGCGCAUCCUUUCGUGUCCAGCAGUUUUCUGCAGCCCGUUCACAAGAUUGACAUGACCCUCACUGAUCUCCUCGGGGAGCUGCAGAGGGACCCAUGGCCAGUCACUCAGGGGAAGAGGCCUCUGCGAUCCACGGGGGUUGCACUGUCCAUUGCUGUCGGCUUGCUGGAGGGAACUUUUCCAAACACAGGCGCCAGGAUCAUGCUGUUCACAGGCGGGCCCCCCACGCAGGGGCCCGGCAUGGUGGUUGGAGAUGAGCUGAAGGUUCCCAUUCGUUCCUGGCAUGAUAUUGAGAAAGACAAUGCACGAUUCAUGAAAAAGGCAACCAAGCACUAUGAGACACUCGCUCAUCGAACCGCCUCUAAUGGUCACUGCAUUGAUAUUUAUGCUUGUGCCCUUGACCAGACUGGACUUCUGGAGAUGAAGUGUUGUACCAAUCUUACAGGAGGCCACAUGGUGAUGGGAGAUUCUUUCAACACCUCUCUCUUCAAGCAGACCUUCCAGAGAAUUUUUAGCAAAGAUUUUAAUGGAGAUUUCCGAAUGGCAUUUGGUGCUACUUUGGAAGUAAAGACCUCUCGGGAGCUGAAGGUUGCGGGAGCCAUUGGUCCCUGUGUGUCUCUGAAUGUGAAGGGACCAUGUGUGUCAGAAAAUGAGCUUGGUGUGGGAGGCACGAGUCAGUGGAAGAUCUGCAGCCUGGACCCCACAUCUACCCUUGGCAUCUACUUCGAAGUCAUCAAUCAGCACAACGCCCCGAUCCCCCAAGGAAGCAGAGGUGCCAUCCAGUUUGUCACGCAGUAUCAGCACUCCAGCACUCAGAAGCGCAUCCGUGUGACCACCAUUGCCCGAAAUUGGGCAGAUGUGCAGAGCCAGCUCCAGCUCAUAGAGGCUGCGUUUGACCAGGAGGCUGCAGCGGUCCUGAUGGCACGGCUCGGAGUGUUCCGGGCGGAGUCAGAAGAGGGCCCCGAUGUGCUCCGAUGGCUGGACCGGCAGCUCAUCCGACUGUGUCAGAAGUUUGGACAAUAUACCAAAGAAGAUCCCACAUCUUUUAGGCUUUCAGAUGCCUUUUCUCUAUAUCCUCAGUUCAUGUUCCACCUCAGAAGGUCGCCGUUCCUCCAGGUGUUUAACAACAGUCCCGACGAGUCGUCCUACUACAGACACCACUUUGCGCGCCAGGACCUAACGCAGUCCCUCAUCAUGAUCCAGCCCAUCCUCUACUCAUACUCCUUCCAUGGCCCCCCGGAGCCGGUGCUCUUGGACAGCAGCAGCAUUCUGGCCGACAGAAUCUUGCUGAUGGACACGUUCUUCCAAAUUGUCAUUUAUCUUGGUGAGACCAUCUCCCAGUGGCAGAAGGCCGGCUACCAGAACAUGCCCCAGUAUGAGAACUUCAAGCACCUGCUGCAGGCCCCGCUGGAUGACGCGCAGGAGAUCCUGCAGGCGCGCUUCCCCAUGCCACGCUAUGUCCACACUGAGCAUGGUGGCAGCCAGGCUCGGUUCCUUUUGUCCAAAGUGAACCCUUCUCAAACACACAAUAACCUGUAUGCUUGGGGACAGGAAACCGGAGCACCCAUCCUGACCGACGAUGUCAGCCUGCAGGUGUUCAUGGACCACCUGAAGAAGCUGGCCGUCUCCAGCGCCUCUUAGGUGGGCCCACGGGGUUAAGGCGAGCCCUGACCGGUGCUCCCCAUUGUCUGUAAAGGCUCUGUAACGUUCCUUUCACUUUCCUGGCAGCUUUUACUAAAUAAUCAAGAUAAGCUUUGUAUGUAUGUCUGCAGGUUAUAAUUUAUUUGUUUUUUGAUGUGCCCUUCCCUUUUCUGUACCAUAAAACUGUAAGGUCAUAAAUGUUUUAGUAGAUAUUUAUGUGGCUUUUUUGUGUGUGCUAACUUUUUA